Coprinopsis cinerea okayama7#130 is the source of this 2277-nucleotide messenger RNA. Its product is annotated as peroxisomal copper amine oxidase. Lineage: Eukaryota; Fungi; Basidiomycota; Agaricomycetes; Agaricales; Psathyrellaceae. Bases 1 to 2277 code for a protein of 758 amino acids. Gene Ontology annotation, molecular function: primary methylamine oxidase activity; copper ion binding; quinone binding. The transcript has 11 exons. Gene Ontology annotation, biological process: amine metabolic process. The record is from RefSeq and is a predicted model, not a curated record.
AUGGCGCACGAUUCCAUUCCCGCCAGUUCAAACGUCCCUGCAACUGCUACAACAAAGCAAUCCACCACGAAUGUGAAUAACAAGUUUUCGCCUUCGACGCACCCUCUCGACCCACUCACUCCCGCCGAGACCAACGCGAUCACUCUCAGCAUUCGCCAAUACAUCACGAAGGAAACUGAAAUUAAAGCGCUCAAGUUUGUCAUAUGCUCGUUACUUCCCCCACCAAAGCGGGAUGUGCUUGCAUACCUCGGCAUCCCGACCACCCCAGGUGGCCAGCCAGAAGUUCCAAAGCCAAUCGUUAGAAGGGCCGAGGUCGAGCUUGUAGACGUGAUCAAUGGUGGUGCCUACAACGUCACCGUUGCCCUGGUCGGUGAGGAAUGGAAGGUCCAGAAGUUCGUUCCUUUGGACAAGAAGUUCCACCCUAUGGUCACUGUUGAUGAACUGGAAGAAUGUGAGACUGUCGUCCAGCAAGACGAGACAAUCCAGGCUCUUGCGAAGGAGGUCGGGAUUGAGCCUCAUCAGAUUUUCUGCGAUGCUUGGGCAAUCGGUUAUGACGAGCGGUUCCCUCAUAGCCAGAGGAUUGGACAGGCCAUUUGCUUUGCACGACUUUCUCCCCACGAGAAUCUAUACGCUCACCCGUUGGAUUUCGUCCCUGUUGUAGACUCGAAUCUGAAGAAGGUGAUUCACAUCGGUGAGCUCUUUCAAUGCUACUACUUCCCUCCAAGCUACAAGAAGACGGAGAAUGGCUAUGAACUUUCAGCUCCGACUACUGCACCUCCAGCUCUUGACGACGACCCUCUUAAGGCUGCAAACCGAGAGCGAAUCCCACCUCCAAUGAGGUCCUUCGACUUCUUGCCAGAUCUGAUGGCCAAGUCUGAAGAGGGUUUCGAGCUUCGCAAGGACCUCAAACCUCUUCACAUUGUUCAGCCUGAAGGGGUGAGCUUCAAGAUGAAUGGCCAUGUUCUCGAAUGGCAAAACUGGAAGAUGCAUAUUGGUAUGGAUUUUAACCAUCGCGAGGGGAUCGCUUUGUCCACGAUCACAUACAAUGACCAUGGCGAAGUCCGACCGAUCUUCUAUCGCCUGUCGUUGGCGGAGAUGGUCGUACCUUACGGGGUCCCGGAGCAUCCUCAUCCUCGCAAGUUUGCCUUUGACACUGGGGAGUAUGGUAUGGGUACCAUGGCCAAAGAACUGUCUUUGGGUUGCGAUUGCCUUGGUCAGAUACACUAUCUGCCCGGAAACUAUGUCACCCAUAACGGCAGUGCUUGUAUCAUCGAGAACGCCAUCUGCAUUCACGAAGAAGACGCCGGUGUUCUCUGGACGCACCACGACUACAGGGCAGGUGGUCGAGGCCAUACCGUUCGACGACGAAGGCUAGUCGUGAGUAUGGUCUGCACCUUGGCCAACUACGAGUACAUCUGGAACUUCCUCUUCUACCAAGAUGGUAGCAUCGAGUUCGAAGUCCGCCUGACCGGGAUCUUGCUAGUCGCCCCGUUGAAGGAUGGCGAGCCUACUCCGUUUGGGACGACAGUUGCACCCAAUGUCAACGGCUUUUACCACCAACAUGCUUUCUCCAUCCGCGUCGACCCUAUGAUAGACGGGCUUAACAACUCUGUUGUGGAAAGCGACGUCCUGCCGCUUGAGGCUCCCACCGGAUCCGACGCCAACUUCGCUGGUAACGGGUUCCACGUCAAGGAUACCAUUCUCGAGCAUGAAGCUGGACGACAAUACGACCUCAGCAAAGAACGCCGAUGGAAGAUUGUGAACCCUUCGAGGAAGCACUAUGCGUCAGGUAAAGAUGUCGGUUAUACGAUCAGUCUGAAGGGUGCAGCUAUGCCCGUGAUGGCCAAACCGGACAGCUGGACGAUUCGACGCGCCCCAUUCUUGAGGAAUACGUUGUGGGUUUGUAGGGACGUGGAGGGGGAAGAUUGCGGAAGUCAGAGGAUGUGGCCCGCGGGUCAAUACGUUCCUCAGUCGCGGGAAGAACCCAAUGAUUCGAUUGGCAAGUGGGUUUUGGGUCAGCAGAAGAUCGUCGAUGAAGAUAUCCUCGUUUAUCUUACCGUUGGGACGACUCACAUUCCUAGACCUGAGGAUUGGCCUGUAAUGCCCGUCGAACAUUUCAGCGUCACUUUCAAACCAAAUUCCUUCUUCAAGGUUAAUCCGAGUAUGGACGUUCCUGGAGCGAAAGAUACGAUGAGCGUCGCAGCCUUCAAGGGAUCUACUGAGAAUGGAGAUGCUUGUUGCCAACCUUCCAAUAAUAGUACUUGUUGUGUCGCCUAA